Pieris rapae (cabbage white) is the source of this 2603-nucleotide messenger RNA. RefSeq lists its product as uncharacterized. Gene Ontology annotation, molecular function: protein binding; 2-oxoglutarate-dependent dioxygenase activity. NCBI's taxonomy places the organism in Eukaryota, Metazoa, Arthropoda, Insecta, Lepidoptera, Pieridae. The record is from RefSeq and is a predicted model, not a curated record. The coding region runs from base 49 to 1755 and encodes 568 amino acids. The transcript is spliced from 10 exons.
UUAAUUAAUCGAUGGACCAGCAAAUCGUGGUUUUACAACUUUAUAAUUAUGAAUAGUAAAGAAAAAUAUAUCGAUUUAAAAGAAAAUAACCUUUCACUGCGGAAACAAGCAAAAAAAAUUACUCAAAAGAAACUGUUUGGACAAAAAAUAACUCAUUUAUUUUUGCACGAGAAGAAUAUUUCCGAAAUUCCUCUUCCGAAAAAUCCAACUCAUAUAAUCUAUGCCUACUAUCAUAACAAUUAUAUUACACAAAUAAAAAAUGUUGAAGCUAUGUUUAAUUUAACACAUUUGCAUUUACAAUGGAAUAAAAUAGGCAGGAUUGAAGGCCUCGACAAAUUAGUGAAGCUAAAAAAACUAUACUUGGGAAACAAUCAAAUAAGUGUCGUAGAGAAUUUGGAGGGAUUAAAAAAUUUAGAAGAACUUCAUAUUGAAAAACAGAAUAAAGAAAACGGUGACCCGUUAUGUUUCGACCCUAGAUCAAUGAUUUCUAUUGGUGCGUCGCUUAGAAUACUCAAUGUUUCGGAAAACAAAAUAUCUGAUGUAUCAUGGGCUAGACCACUGCGUCGCUUGGAAGUUCUUAUAGCUAAGAAAAAUCUUCUUGAAGAUGUUCAGUCUGUUGCAGACGACUUGUGUACCCUUGUGAGUUUAGUGGACGUGAAUUUCACUGGUAACCCAAUGACUAAAAAACAUAGAUAUAAAGAAAUUAUUAUAGCUAGAUGUGGACCACUACGAGUAUUAGAUGACGUCCAUAUUCAUAAUACAUCAAGAAUUUUCCUGCAAAGUUUUGAUAAAGUUGUUCGAUUACGUCAAUUGCAUGAAAAAAAUAAACUUAGUUUAUCGCGAGAUGGCGCUGAUGAGUUUUUGGCACUUAACAUGUUACCAGGACCUCGGGCUCGCUCUGCACUCUCUAUAUCUGAGUUUUCGAAUCAAAAACCAAAAUUAACCGCGGUGGAUGCCAGCUAUACCUUCAUGCCAAGAGCGUUCUGGCGUAAUCGCUCUGAAGAUAUCGAUAAUACAAUUUUCAGGCAAGUUAUUCCAAACAAAGAAAUAACUCUAGCUAUCACACCAAAUGGAUAUGCAGAUGGUAUAACAAAAGAUAAAAAUGGUAUUGAAUGCUUUGUGAUGCCAUGUGAAGUCCAAACUACUAUGUCAUCCUUUUUAGAUAUGCUUGAAAAUAAAAGAGAAAAUUACAUACCCUACAUUCAGAGACAGAAUUCUAACUUAACUGAAGACUUCAAAGAAUUGUUAUCAGAUGUAGAGCAUGAAAUAGAUUUUGCGAGUAAAGCAUUUAAUAAGAAGCCUGAUGCUGUCAAUUUUUGGAUGGGUGACUCAAGGGCCAUAACCUCAAUGCACAAAGACCCCUAUGAAAACAUAUACUGUGUUAUUGAUGGGUACAAAGACUUCAUAUUAAUUCCGCCCACUGACUUGCCUUAUGUACCAUAUAAGAAGUAUAAACAGGCAAUGUUCAAAUAUAAUGAAGGAUGGGAUAUUGAAAUGAUAGAUAGUGCUGAACUACCUUGGAUUUGUAUAGAUCCUCUCAAGCCGGACUUUUUGAACUACCCUCAAUUUUCAAAAGCGCAUAGAUACACAAUUCGCAUAAAUAAAGGCGAUUGCCUGUAUCUGCCUAGUCUAUGGUUCCACCACGUUUCGCAGAGUCACGGAUGCAUAGCCGUCAAUUAUUGGUAUGACAUGGAGUUUGACAUUAAAUAUUGUUAUUUCAAAAUGCUUGAAAAGCUGUGUGAGAGUCAACCUUAAGUUUAUGAAAAUAUAUCUAUACUGAUAUGUUUGUCUAUAAAAAUCAUGAAUCAUUAUUGUUUCAUUCAAAAUCGAACCGCGAACACGCUAUGAAAAAUGAUAAUUUUUAUACAAAAACCGAUGUUACAAAUGUUACUGUUUUGAAAAUUUAUUUUUUAUCUACAAACUAGAAUAGUUUUCUAUAAGUCAAUUCAAACUGCAUACUAUUUAUGACAAUAUAGUAGGUAUCUAUAUCUGUAAAAACUUACAAAAUCUGUGGUACAAACCAUAGAGUCUGAUUGUCUAUGGCACUGUCAGGCGCUGUUUUGCGCUAUUAUUGUCAAGUUCAUACUUCAUAGUGACUUCAACAGACUGCAGAGUACAGUGCUGCGUUUCAUUCACCACAUAACAUGUUUCGUUAUAGUGCAAAUUUUGUAUUCUGGUAAGCAACCAACGUUAAAAGGGCUGAUGUUUUCUGAUAGUAUCUGAGUUUUAUCUUAGAUCUACACUAACUAUACUUAUUUUAUAAAGAAGAAACGUAUUGUUUCUGUAUGUAUGUUUGUACUGUUUUCAUACAAAAACUACUGGACCGAUUUCAAAAAUUCUUCCACUAUUAACAAUCUCCAUCUACAUCGACUGACAUAGGAUAAAUUACAUUUUCAAAACAAAUAGGGAUUGUCACAUGAUAAAUAUAAUUUGCAAUAUGUAGUCAAGAUGUUAUAUCAUCAAAACUAUUGACUUUGUCCUUUUUACACUCUAAACAAAUAAACGAGCCGAAAUACAAAAAGUAUACUUUGGAAUAUAAUAAAAAUUGGCUUAACAUGUGUAAUUAAAUAUAUUUAAACUGAUAAAUAAAAUUGUUAGUGUUA